Messenger RNA from Gryllus bimaculatus (two-spotted cricket), 2248 nucleotides. Lineage: Eukaryota; Metazoa; Arthropoda; Insecta; Orthoptera; Gryllidae. The record is from the annotation of a GenBank genome assembly.
AUGGCUCCGAAGUUCCGCGUGCUAUGGCUGCUUGCACUGCUGCCUUUUGUCGCGCCCUCCGACCCCAGCAAAGGGUCCGGCGAUGAGCUCGUGGUGCGGGUGGCGCAGGGCCUGUUGCGGGGCAAACGCGAGCAGCGGCCAUACGCGCCCUUCACAACCGUCUACGCCUUCGAGGGCGUUCCGUACGCUCGCCCGCCCAUAGGCAGGUUGCGAUUCCAGGAUCCUGAAGAACAGCAACCCUGGAGUGGAGUACGAAAUGCUACAUCAUUUGGCAGCAUUUGCUUACAGCAAAGCCUCACUUCCGACAACGUUUCUGGCUCAGAAGAUUGUCUAUUUCUCAACAUUUACACGGCAGAUCGUCCUGAGUCUUGGAAAUCAAUCAAGCGACCAGUGCUGGUAUUUAUUCACGGAGGGGCUUUCCUUGUAUCAUCCGGCAACACAAAUUUUGAACGCCCUGAUCCUCUACUUCGCCGAGGAAUAGUGUUCGUCACUAUCAACUACCGUCUUGGAGUAAUGGGCGCCAUGGAGGGCAGGAACGAGCGCAGACGGGCGGUGGCCAUCAGACGCCUCUUCAACGACACCUGCAGCGACCUGCCGGAAGGCGCCAUCGUGGCCUGCCUGCAGCGCGUCGACGCUGAGGAGCUCGUUCGGAGACAAUUCACGCCCAUUAACGAUCAGUCUCGAGAGUUUUUCACAAUUACUUUUCUCCCGUCAGUGGAGAAAUCUGGAACUAGCAGAGCACCCUUUCUCCCAGCCGCUCCAGAACAGCUUCUGCGGGAAGGGAGGUUUGCUCGAGUGCCUUACAUGACUGGUUUCACCACAGCUGAGGGCAUCGUCACGCUUCUACUUGGAAACCUCCUGACCAACUCGUCGGGGUGGGCGGUGCUGGACAAGAAUUUUGAAGCGACCUUCAUCAACUCGAUGCCCUCUGGACUGCGCGCUCCAGAGGCCGUGCGCAAAAUGCGGAGCUUCUAUCUGGGAGACCGCACUCUGCGUGACGCCAACGAGAACCUCGACACCCUGCAGAGGGUCGUUCAGUUUUUCACCGACAUCGGCAUCGCCCUUGGUACCGUCCAGUCGGCGGAGAUCAUGGCAAGGCAGGCCGCGCCGGUCUAUGUCUACCAGUUCUCCCGAGAUGGGCCCAUUGCAUUUGCCAAGGAUAUCUUUUACAAUGUAUCACACCUAGCCGGCGUGGCCCACGGAGACGACCUGGUGUAUGUUUUCGAUUCCAUGGACCCUUCGACAAAUGCACCACGCCCUGUGCCGGCCGCUGAGCAGCCUCUGAGGGAUCGACAGGCGGACAUUUUCGCUAAUAUGAUCAAACUUGGAAAUCCCACGCCUCCAGGCAGUGGUUUGCUGCAGUGGCCAUUUUACACACUUCAAGGACAUCGCUACAUGGACAUGGACGUGCAACUACAGAUUCGCAGUCCUCCGAUGGGUGAACGCAUUGUCUUCUGGAGAAAAUUGGCGAGUUCAACGGAAGCUCUAGCAAGACAUGGUGACCAUCAAGAUAGGAAGUUUUAAAUUUUCAAAUUAUACAUAACUAACUGAAUUUGCAAAAUAUAUGAUUGACCAAGUCUCAAGUUUGAUUUUUUUUCUUUGGGGGUGGGGCAGCUCGAUAGUGAAGACCAAGCUACUAGAAUAUAUUAAUAUCAUUUUCCUCAGGUGAGUAGGUUCUUCUUAUUUGUAUAUCGUUGUCAUCUUGUUUUCAAAACCAACAGAGUUUGGAAUGAUGAAAAAUUGAAUAGUGCUGUUAAAGAAGAAGAUAAAGAAAUUUUUUCUGAAAAUCAUAAACUCGAGGAAGAAUUUAUUAAUUUGUUAUAAAGAAAAACCUAUUAUGUGGUGACAUUAUGUUAAAUUAUAGAACACUAAAACGAUUUGAUCUAACAGACAAUUUAAUGAAUAUAAAGCUAUAUGUGGCCAUAUAUUUCUCUGGUUCAAAACUGCAAUUUAUAAUGUCCCCAUCUACCCAUUACAGGUGAAGAGUUUAACAAAUUGUAUUUUUCGGAACAUGAAUAAAAAAUAAAUCAUAAUACAAAUUAUUACAAUUAUAUGUAUGAAGUGUGUGCUGACAUGUGAAUGAAAAAUUCUACGAAAAUUUGAAAAUCUGAUACCACUGUCGAAAUAGACAAAAUUUAUUUUCAAUAAGGAAAAACAAUGUAGUAAAAGUUCCUCCACAUCAUUCAUGUUCUAAGCAGUAAGCAGAAUGUUAUUUCGAAUGUUUUAAAAGCAGUAAAUAAGACACUGG